AUGGAUGUGUUAGCACUAAGGACAGAUGCCGGACAUCGCCUUCUCACAUGGUACCACAGGACGCAGAACAGUAGAGAUCUCGACCAAUCCAUAAAGCACUUUGGAUCCGCCUUGGAUAUCUGCCCCACAGAUCAUCCCUGCCACACUGCCGCACUGUUCAAUCUAGCUACCGCAAAGUUUGUUAGUUGCCAAGCUGACGGAAGACACCUCGACCUCGACAUCCCUAUCAAUUUGUUCCAAGACGCCCUUGAUUUGCGUCCCGCUGAUCAUCCGGACCGAAGCAUCACCCAACUCCAUCUUGCCAUUGCUCUGCUUUCUCGCUUCAUGAAACGAGGAUUUCAAGCGGAAGCUUACACAGCUCAAGAAGAUGAACCCCGUGUCUUAGAUGAAGUGAUAUCCUUUCAUUAUGAUGCACUGGGAUACUACAAUUCUGGGCAUGCUUGCCGAGGGCAAUUGCUAGGUAAUCUGGCUGUAAUGCUGGAAACUCGCUUCGAACGUCGAGGCAAUGAGGAAGACUUGGAUCAAGCCAUCGCACUUCAGAGGGACGGACUGGCUUUGUGCCCGGUCGGUCACACAGAUUGGUCCUGGUCAUUAAACAACCUCGCGAAUGGACUCUCCUUCCGCUUUCAGCACCGAGGCAACGACGAAGACUUAGAUCAGGCUAUCGCACUUCACAUGGAAGCCCUGGCUCUGCGCCCGGUCGAUCACACAAAUCGGUCCAUAUCAUUAAAUAACCUUGCGACUCAAAUAUCAUCCCGCUUUAAGCACCGAGGCAAUGACAAAGACUUGGAUCAGGCUAUCGCACUUCACAGGGAAGCGCUGGCUUUGCGCCCGGUCGGUCACACAGAUUGGUCAUUGUCAUUAAGUAACCUGGCGGAUCAACUCUGUUCCCAAUUUGAGCACCGAGGCAACAAUGAAGACUUCGAUGAGGCUAUCGCACUUCACAGGGAAGUGCUGGCUUUGUGCCCGGUCGGUCAUACAGAUCGGUCGUCGUCAUUACGUAGCCUGGCGGAUGGACUCUCCCUCCGCUUUCAGCACCGAGGCAACAACAAAGACUUGGAUCAGGCUAUCGCACUUCACAUGGAAGCGCUAGCUCUGCGCGACACUUUCCCGCACAACACGCAGUAUUCCCGCGUGCGCGCCUUGCACGCUUUCUUGCGCUUAAGCGCACUAUGUCGCACAGCAUCCAGGAGCAUCCAUCCAUUGUCCAACCAGUCCCUCGGUAUGUCCCUUUUCGGCAGAGCUGAGACUCACUUAUACUGGCUGAGCACUUUUCUUAUAUGUGCCUGCCAGGUUGUGAUACCCACACCGGUCGGUCACACAGAUCGAUCCCACUCAUUAAAUAGCCUCGCAGCUCAACUCUCCUCCCACUUUGAGCACCGAGGCAACGACCGAGACUUGGAUCAGGCUAUCGCGCUUCACAGGGAAGCCCUGGCUUUGCGCCCGGUCGGUCACACAAAUCGGUCCCAGUCAUUAAAUAACCUCGCCAUUCAACUCUCUUAUCACUUUGAGCACCGAGGCAACGACGAAGACUUAGAUCAGGCUAUCGCACUUCACAGGGAAGCGCUGGCUUUGUGCCCAGUCGGUCACACAGAUCAGUUUAAGUCAUUAAAUAACCUCGCGACUCCACUCUCCAUCCACUUUGAGCACCGAGGCAACGAUGCAGACUUGGAUCAGGCUAUCGCACUUCAGAGGGAAGCAAUGGCUUUGCGCCCAGUCGGUCACAUAGGUCGGUCCAUAUCAUUAAAUAACCUUGCGAAUCAACUCUUCUUCUGCUUUCACCACCAAGGCAACGACGGAGAUUUGGAUGAGGUUAUCGCACUUAACAGGGACGUGCUGGAUUUGCGCCCUGUCAGUCACACAGAUCGGUCGGCGUCAUUAAAUAACCUCGCGAAUCAACUCUCCUCCCGCUUUAAGCACCAACACAAUAGAGAAGACCUCGACCAGUCACAAGACAACCUACGUUGUGCAUUGACUCUGUUGACGCAACAUGAUCCUCGUCAAUUGAAGGUCCACGAGUCGCUAGCUAAGGUCUAUCUAUCAUUCCAUCAUUCAGGGCUUGACGGCACCGGCGCGGGUGAAGAUGCCGAAAGUCUGAAUGCUGCCCUGCAUCAUCUCAAGGCAGCAGCAAAUGUUGUCUCUGCAGGUUUGCUACUCCGCCUGCGAGCAAGUCUGAGAUGGGUUCGCCAUGCUCGUCAAAAUUCACAUGGUACUGAGCUGGAGGCUUAUGCAUCUUCCAUGCAACUUCUGGACGCUUACAUGUCCACAACAGCUUCAGUAUCAUCUCGUCACAAUAUUAUGAAGGACUUCCCAAACACUCUUGCCGUGGAUGCUGCAUCGUGUGCUCUUCGUAGUGGUGACGUAUGUCAUGCUGUUGAGUUGUUGGAACAAGGCAGGACUAUCAUCUGGACCCAGAUGACGCGACUCCGCACGCCCCUUGACGACCUCCAGAUACACGGCGAUCACGCGGCGGCCCUGAUGAAGAAGUUCAGAGACCUCAGCUCCCUCCUCGAUAAACCUCCUGCAAACUAUCCAGAAGCAACCUCAAGAGUCGAUGUAGAAGCAGAAGAAACCCAGUACAGACGCUUAGUGAAGGACUGGAAUGGAGCUGUAGAAGAGAUUCGGAAGAUCGAGGGCUACUCUCGCUUCCUCCUCCCCCCCUUAUUCUCCGGCCUUCAAGAUGCAGCUCGUGAUGGGCCUAUCAUCGUGCUCAUCGCAAGCGAGUCGUCUUGCGAUGCCAUUAUUAUUAUGCACAAGCAACCUCCGACUAGCAUUCGACUCCCUACCAAUCAUGUGAAACUCCAGACAUUGGUAGUCACACUCCAGGAGGCAAUUGAUCAAGAGGCCGGUCCUAAAGGGAACCAACCAGCGCUCACAAAAGCUUUGAGGGAGUUGUGGGGCAAUGUGGUCCGCCCGGUAGUUGAGAACCUGGGCGGAUUUGCACCACGAGGUUCCCGAAUAUGGUGGUGCCCAACAUCUUUCUUCAAUUUCUUGCUGUUGCACGCUGCUGGCGAGUACAGGGUAAAUGGAGAGUCCCUUCCGCAGCAAUAUAUCUCUUCAUACACGCCAUCGCUCACCGCGCUGAUGAAGGCUCGCAGAAGGCAUGACAGGUGCCCGUCGGUACCCUUUGCUGCCAUUGGCCAGAAUCUCCCAGACGGCGCUUCAUUCACAUUGGAUGGUGUGGAGCCUGAGCUAGAGUUGGUGCGGAGUCUUUUACCCCCUUCCCCGGAGGUUUCCUUCACCAAGAUAACGAGUGUUGAUGCAACGAAAUCGAGAGCACUACGUGCAUUGCGAGACAAUACUUGGCUCCAUCUCUCGUGCCAUGGGACACAGAAAUUUGAUGAACCCUUCAAUUCAGCCUUUCUCAUGUGCGACCAACCGCUUUCACUCCUCGAUAUCACACAGAUGGAUCUCUCUCGGCAUCAAUUUGCAUUUCUUUCUGCCUGUGAAACCGCAGUCGGUGUCCCUGCAACGCCCGACGAAGUGAUACACUUAGCGGCUGGCCUGCAAUUCGCUGGGGUUAAGAGUGUUGUUGGGACAUUAUGGAAGGUCAACGAUAAUACUGUGCAAUGCUUAGUCGAGGCAUUCUACAAAGACUUGUGCGGGGAUGGCAAAAUGAAUUCCAAACGAGCUGCCCGAGCACUGCACCAAGCGGUUCACUCGUUGGCUCGCAACAAGGACAUGCCCUUGGACCAGCGCAUAGUGUUCAUGCAUAUUGGUGUAUGA
This is a messenger RNA of Suillus subalutaceus, 3726 nucleotides long. RefSeq names its product CHAT domain-containing protein. The coding region runs from base 1 to 3726 and encodes 1241 amino acids. The transcript is spliced from 4 exons. The record is from RefSeq and is a predicted model, not a curated record. Lineage: Eukaryota; Fungi; Basidiomycota; Agaricomycetes; Boletales; Suillaceae. Gene Ontology annotation, molecular function: protein binding.